Molecule: messenger RNA, 1332 nt
Organism: Morone saxatilis (striped sea-bass)
Lineage: Eukaryota; Metazoa; Chordata; Actinopteri; Moronidae
Gene: snapc3
Product: small nuclear RNA activating complex, polypeptide 3
Exons: 9
Coding region: 16-1164 (382 amino acids)
Biological process (GO): snRNA transcription by RNA polymerase II; snRNA transcription by RNA polymerase III
Cellular component (GO): snRNA-activating protein complex
Molecular function (GO): bent DNA binding; RNA polymerase II cis-regulatory region sequence-specific DNA binding; core promoter sequence-specific DNA binding
Source: RefSeq, a predicted model, not a curated record
GUUAUUCAGGAAAACAUGGCGGCGUCCAAGAUCUCGACAGAUCGGAACACAAACAUCCCAGAUUAUGAAUACACCGAUGUGAACACCAAACCCUUUCACAUCGGCUCCUUCAGGAACGAGUGGCUGAACAGACUGAAGCCGAGCAACUACUCCUUCCAGCGGGAGGACGAGGACGCGUUUGACGCUAAAUUCGCGAAAGACAUGGGGAUCGGUGCGGAGACCCUGGCUGAACUCAAAACCAUCUGCAGUCUUGAUUCACUCCGUUGCCACCCUGAGGAUCAGGAGCCGGAUACAGAUGUUGUACCUCCAGAUCCAACACUGCAAACACUAAUACAAAGAAAGAAGAGACAAGAUUACAAAUCUUCUCUGAAGCUCAGCAAGAAUAGACACGACCUCUACGCAGAUGAACUGGAGCGUUUAACUUUCGGUAGGAGACCAGAAGCAGUGGCUGACAUGAUCCCAGAAGGAGAGAUUAUUCUAACCAUCAACGUCUACUACCCGGCUAUUAUUGAGAAAUUCAACUACGUCAGACCCCACAUGACUGUGCUGAUGACGGGCUCCCACAGCUUGGCAGAGCUCAGAGAUGCCAUCUGCUGUGUCAGCGACUUGCAAGUGUGCGGAGAGUUCAGCAACACGCCGGACAUGGCUCCAGACUUCAUCAGCAAAGAUCAUUACAAGUCAGCUUUCUUUUUCUUCGAAGGAGUUUUCUACAACGACAUGCGAUUCCCAGAGUGCCAAGACAUCAGCAUGACAACCAUAGAAUGGACAAAGGCCUACAACUUCCCACCCUACAGACAGGCCAAGAUGGAGGACACACGAUUCGAGGAUCUGACAGUUAAAGUGGGCUUCCCGUACCUCUACUGUCAUCAGGGAGACUGCGAACAUCUCGUCAUCAUUACAGACGUCAGACUGACCCAUAAGAACGACUGCCUGGACAAGAAGCUGUAUCCACUUCUCACACACAAGCACAGGGUGGCCACACAGAAGUGUUCCGUUUGCCACGUCUACAUUGGCAGAUGGUUUACUACCAAUGACCAGUUUGCUCCAAGCGACCCGUGUCUCUUCUGUGACAAGUGCUUCCGGAUGCUGCACUACGAUGCUCAAGGCAACAAGCUGGGAGAUUUCCUGGCCUAUCCCUAUGUGGACCGAGGUGCAUUUAACUAACGGAACUGCUCAAAUAACUGAUUUAAUGCUGUAUAAUACAGUUAAAUGUUUUAUAUUUCAGAAAGAAAUGUUUUGACAUUUUGGAACUUUAUAUUUCCUUUUAAAAAGUAAAACUUUGUGUUUCGAUUAUACAGACCAUCUUGUUUGAAAUAAAUGGUAACAUUUACU